AGUCGUCCGGUCCCGGGCCCGGGGUGCGGGGGUGGGGGCGCAUGGCGGGUCCCGGCCUGUGGCUGCGCCGGGCCUGGACGCUGCUGCAGGUGUCGGUGCACGUGUUGCUGGGCAAGGCGCUGCGCCGCCUCUUCCCCGCCGCCUCUCGCCGCCGCCUCCUGGACCGGGGCCGGGCCGGGGGCGUCGCCGGGAACCCCCGCUUCGCCUACGAAGACUGGGGCCCCACUUUCUUCAGCCGCCAGUACUUCCGCUUCGUCCUGAAGGCCCAGUGGCAGCGGCUGGAGGACCGGGCGCUGCUGGGGGAAGGCGCCCCCGACUGCCCCGUGGUGGACCUCCGAGGCCGAGCGCGCCGCAUCGGGGACUUCGCCCGAGGGAGCAGGCCGCUGGUCCUGACCUUCGGGAGUUGCACCUGACCUUCGUUUCUCUUCAAAUUCGACCAGUUCAACCAACUCGUCCAGGACUUCAACUCCAUAGCUGAUUUUCUCAUCAUCUACAUCGAAGAAGCUCACCCCACAGAUGGCUGGGCUUUCGCCAACAACGUGGACAUCCCAAGCCACCGGAGCCUGCAAGAGCGGCAGGAGGCGGCCCGGCGGCUGCUGGCCAGGGGCCCCCGCUGCCCGGUGGUGGUGGACACCAUGGAUAACGCCAGCAGCCGGCAGUACGCCGCCCUGCCCGAGAGGCUCUACCUGCUGCGGGAAGGGAAGGUCGUCUACAAGGGCGGGCCGGGCCCGUGGAACUACAACCCGGGCGAAGUCCGGGCGGUCCUGGAGAAGCUCAGCUAAGGGUCAGGCCGCAGCCCCCGCCGCCUGGGACUCAGGGGUCCCCCAUCCACCGUGCCCCGUUCCCAUCCCGCCGGGAGCCCCGUCAGAAACGCGGCUUGGGCAACGGGGAGGGGGAUCCCCGUCCCUCAGGCCGGCACCCCACGCGACCGAGCCCACCAGAGGAGUGGCCUGGGACGGGUGUUGGUUGCCGGCCGGGGGGGCACAGGGAGAGGUGGGAGGGGACAGGGAGCCCGCAUCACACCCGAGCAUCACACCUUCCCAUUUCCCCAGCCGAGGGAAUGAGGCCCUCAGAAAGUAGGUAUCUGAUUAACAGCUUCCCCGCCGCACCGCGUCCCCGAGGAACCGAGGAACCCGGCGGUUGGGUCGGGAGUCUGGUCCGCUCGGCCGCCCGGCCCUCCCCGGCCCUCCGGCCGCAGAUGCCCGGGUUGGUUUUUCAACAUCUCCUUCUCGGAUGCAGUGCGUCGCCUGUUGGCCCUGAGAACCCUGGACACCCGCCCUCCCCUUCUUCCCGGGGCCACCCCCCUCCGCUCCCCCCGCGACGGGGCCCGGCCCGGCCGGAUCCCGGCCGAGCGGUCACCCUGCUCCCGCACCGCAGCCGAGGCGAGAGGCCCGCCCCGGAUCCGGUUCCGUGAAUAUUGGUUUAUGAGGGUCACAGUGUAAAGCGCAUGCAGCUGUGACUUGAUCUGAGAAAAUAUUUCUGCGGCAGGGAUCUGAGGCACGGGAUUAAAACUCAUCAAAGGCCCGGUGGCGUCCCA
Ornithorhynchus anatinus (platypus) is the source of this 1537-nucleotide messenger RNA. RefSeq names its product iodothyronine deiodinase 1 (gene DIO1). Gene Ontology annotation, molecular function: thyroxine 5'-deiodinase activity. NCBI's taxonomy places the organism in Eukaryota, Metazoa, Chordata, Mammalia, Monotremata, Ornithorhynchidae. The transcript has 4 exons. The record is from RefSeq and is a predicted model, not a curated record.